AUGGCUAACGAGGGAUACAUAUAUUUUCCGAAUUCUGCAAGUCCUGGUGGUCCUGGAGUUCCUCCAGAUUCUCAAAAUCCUGAAAAUCCUGAAAAUCCUGGGAGCGCUCGGGAUUUUGUUCGGAAUUUUGGCCUUGCAGGUUUUCCGAAUUCUGCAAGUCCUGGUGGUCCUGGAGUUCCUCGAGAUUCUCAAAAUUCUCAAAAUUCUGGAAACACUGCUACUGGAAAUACUCAAAAUCUCUUUGAGCAUGAUUCAACCUUUCCUAUUGACGAGUUUGAUUUUCGAUACCUGAUCGAUGGAAAUCCCAGCUCUUUCAGUGGCAUAUUGAAUCAGGAAUCAUCACAACCCCCUAAGGAAAAUGAUCACGAUUUGAACGCAGCAGAAAAGGCGAUCGCCGAAAAAGGAUUGCAGUUUUUUAUUACACUAAUGCGAGCAUCUUAUGAAAGUGUUCUUCCCGAGAAAGACGCUGACGAUAUCAAGAGACAGGUGAAGAGGGGAUCAGAUAUUGACCAAAAGGUCAUUAGUAGUAUAUACAAUAUCAUAGCUUCGGGAACAUCAGUGUGUACUCCAGAUAUCAUAGAGAAAUUGACACAAGACGAGAAGCUUCAGUUGGCUGGUAUGUUUUUGCAAGAUAUCGAGGUCGCCGCUUGGAUUCGGAUGUACAAUAGAGGGAAGUUUUCAAGCCUCUACAAGGAUAUGGUAAAGACCGGUUUACUUGUUGAUUUGAUCCUGCCUGGCAAAAAAGACGUGGGCAGAAAGGGAUAG
Talaromyces stipitatus ATCC 10500 is the source of this 765-nucleotide messenger RNA. RefSeq lists its product as uncharacterized. The record is from RefSeq and is a predicted model, not a curated record. The transcript has 3 exons. Bases 1 to 765 code for a protein of 254 amino acids. Lineage: Eukaryota; Fungi; Ascomycota; Eurotiomycetes; Eurotiales; Trichocomaceae.